Miscanthus lutarioriparius is the source of this 1788-nucleotide messenger RNA. Lineage: Eukaryota; Viridiplantae; Streptophyta; Magnoliopsida; Poales; Poaceae. The record is from the annotation of a GenBank genome assembly.
AUGGCGGCGGCGGAGGCGGCGCCGGCGCCGGCGCCCGAAGCGAGCGACUUCUAUGGCGGCGGCGGAGGCCUGUCCACCGGCCGGAAGCUGGUGCCGUGGUCGAGCUGGACAGAGUGGCGCUUCGUGCGCGACGGCCUCUUCUCCCCCUUCCCCGCCGCCGCUCUUCGCAGGAUUGCGGCGUGGCGGAGCAGGGGCUCCCUCCCCAUCCCCGUGGACGUCACCGCCGCCUUCGUCGAGAUACGGCUGCGGGAUCCCUUCUUCAGGAACGGAUUGGCUGGGGAUGAUGCUCUGGAGUCAGAGGAGAUGCUCGCGAUGCUGUACAGCAUGGCAAUCAUGAGGCUUGUAAAUGGUUUCGUGGAGAAUCCAUAUAAAAAAACUGGCCUUUCAAUAUCUGAACUAGCUGAGGCUGUUGGAAUACCACGAGUUCUGGUUGACAUUCGUCAUGAGAGUUCCCAUCGCAGUCUUCCCUCUCUGCGACUGCUACGCUUGGCAAGCAUUAAGGCAUUUGAUUGGUUGAAGUGUAUUUACUGGGAUCGCCAGACUAAUUCAAUUCCUGAUGCUCAAGCGGAACUGAGGUUGAGACUGCAUGAAAUUGCUGGCUUUCUGAAGGAGAAUAAUUCAAAAGAAUCAAAAUCAGGGUCCAAAAGGAAACGUUCUGAGAAAUUGAUAUCGAAAGCCAUGAAGUACGCCAGACGGCUCUACUAUGCUUAUCCCUCUGAAGUGGUCUCUGUUCUAUUGGAUCUUAUGGAACUGGAUGCUGCAGACUCUGAAAGCAUUGACAUGCAAGAAACUGAUAGUUUGGCUGUUAACCACUCAUCUGACAUUAAAUUAUCAAACAGUGAUAUGAAAACUGUCAUACUGAAACUUUCAGAGAAGGAACCGAGAGUGCUGCUUAGUGUGCUAAAGUCAGUAAUUGAAAUGAUCGACGCCAAGGAAGAACUCACAGAUAAAGGUGAAUAUUAUUCUUGGCAGCCAGUAGGGCCAUCCAAAGUGAAAAGGUUAUGUUCCUUGGUUCUAUGGCUUGUCACAAACAUUAAAGAGCUUAAGGAUUCAGGCUACAUUGGACUUAUUCACGAGAUAGGAGUACUUUCUUCAGACAAGAAUGCAAUCCCUCGUUUUUGCCUUGCAAAACUUUUGCAGAAGUUAUUGAAUCUAUCCACUAUAGGUGAAAGAUGUCUCAUAGAUGCAGCACUGUUGUUGAUUGAAAUGGUCAAUGAUAAUAAUGUGAAGGAGAAAUUGAGGAAACUUCCUGUGUUAUGUCUGGGAAGGUUGGCUAAAUCUUCUUCCCUCCCAGAAUCAAGAACCAUAUGCAACCAACAGGGAUCAGAUGAAAACGCAACAGAGACACUAGAAUUAUUCAAAGUGCAGUUGAAGAGGCAGAAGAAUGGCACCACUGAAGGAUCAUCCAAUACGAGCAUGCCAGAGAAACAUGACAGAUGGUCUGUAGCAAAGUCAUGGACUCCCUGCUCGAUAGGAACAGUACCCUGUUCAUUUAGUUCAUGUGCUGUUCUUCCUGCCUUUGAUGUCAUCAGUCAUGAACAAUUUUUCACAUUAGAACAUGAAACUUUUGAGGAGGUUAAUCAUUCUGAAAGGUUUGAGCCUCAGACCGAGGAGUUGGAGGAUGAAAGCAUUCUGGAAAUACCAAGGUCAUCACCAGAAUAUGAAAUUUCAGAUGUGACAGAAUUGACCUGUCCUUUGAAGGGUAGAUUGUUGGUUGGUGGUGUUUGGAAAAUGGUAGCCGAAGAGGAGCUGCUCUUGAUAAAAUCGAAGAUGAAAGUUUUGUUGUAG